AUGGUGGAAAUCAAAAAUCAGCAAGGCCUUGACUGUGUUACAGAAGUGCGAGUACAGCAUAACAAAGAUGGUAGCUACAAAAUCAGAUAUUUCCUCAAAAAUACAGGAAAAUGCCAACUCUCCGUGAAAGCAAAUAAAGAACAUAUUCGUGGCAGUCCAUUUACUGUUGAGACGAAACCCAGACAGUUUAGACCCUUGUUAUCUUUUGGAAAAAGAGGUUCGUCAGUUGGAAUGUUUCGCUGUCCAUAUGGAGUGGUAGUGAAUGAACGAGAUGAAAUUACAGUGACUGACACUAAUAAACAGAGGGUUCAGGUAUUCAGUAGUGAUGGAACUUACCUAAGAUCUUUUGGUAAGGAGGGUAAUGAACAGGGCCGAGAGUUUCAUUGCCCUGCUGACAUAGCACAUGAUAAGAAGAAGAACAUAAUUAUGGUGGAGACCGACAACCACCGCGUUCAAUUGUUCAUUGAUCAAGGUGAGUACCUGAACCAGUUUGGUGGCAAAGGAAAUCUUGAUCACCAGCUGAGUAAUCCUGUUGGUUUAUCUGUUGACAGGAAUGGAAAUAUCAUUGUUGCCGAUAAGGGCAACAAAUGUAUAAAAACCUUUUCAUCCAAUGGCCAGUUUUUGUAUAAACUUGGUGAAGUUAACAAGGUAAGACACUUGAUGGUCUGUGACAAAAACAAUCACAGAGUUCAGGUAUUUGAAAUCAGUGGUAAAUUUGUAACAAAGUUUAGAAAAGAAGGGAGUGAGCCAGGAGAGUUCUGCAUGGCAACAUCUACAGCGGCUCAGUAA
Stylophora pistillata is the source of this 789-nucleotide messenger RNA. Its product is annotated as E3 ubiquitin-protein ligase TRIM71-like. Lineage: Eukaryota; Metazoa; Cnidaria; Anthozoa; Scleractinia; Pocilloporidae. The record is from RefSeq and is a predicted model, not a curated record.